This is a messenger RNA of Xiphophorus hellerii (green swordtail), 2312 nucleotides long. RefSeq names its product oocyte zinc finger protein XlCOF6. The record is from RefSeq and is a predicted model, not a curated record. Gene Ontology annotation, molecular function: DNA-binding transcription factor activity; RNA polymerase II cis-regulatory region sequence-specific DNA binding. Gene Ontology annotation, cellular component: nucleus. NCBI's taxonomy places the organism in Eukaryota, Metazoa, Chordata, Actinopteri, Cyprinodontiformes, Poeciliidae. Bases 219 to 1730 code for a protein of 503 amino acids. The transcript is spliced from 6 exons. Gene Ontology annotation, biological process: positive regulation of transcription by RNA polymerase II.
AACCACAGCGCUCUGCAGGGGGCGCUGCUGGGCUCCUUUAGGAUCUGCAGGGUCUUCUGGAGUCUGAUCCCUGACCCCUGUUGUGAUGUCAUGCAUCCUGUGACCAAUCACAGAAGACUGUGGAGGCUGGACCAGCCAGGUUCUGGUUCAGGUUCUGACGUGCUUUAAUCGUCUCCAGAUGACUGCAGGCAGCCAAUCAGAGAGCAGCGGCGGCGGUGAUGUCGUGGGUGGCACAGCGCUACAGUGACAUCAGCCCGGUGACUCUGCAGGUGGUGGGCGGAGCCAUGAGCUCCAGCCUGUACUGCCAGCAGGUGGAGGGUCUGUCGCAGGUGGAGUCCUUCCUGGUGGAGCUCUACCGCUGCAAGGUGUGUCAGUUCACCUGCGGCAUGAAGGCGGGCAUCGGCAGCCACCUUCUGCUGCGCCACCACCCCCCCGCCCUCGCCUGCUUGACCGGACCCGACGGACAGCGGGUGAGCCAGGAGGGGGCGGAGCCAGAGUCGCCCUACCGGCUGAGUCUGGAUGGAGAGUCCAAGCAGAGCGACGAAGACGAGGACUUCCUGCUCUACGACAUGCUGGGCGGCAUGAGCCCGCCCACCUGUGACAUCAGCACAGAGGAGGGGCUUCAGGUGGCACACACCUGCGAGGUCAGCACUCUGUUUGAGGAGUCCUCCAUGUUCCCCCUGAAGGGGGCGCCGGUGGAGCUGUCCUGUCCCGCCACGCCUCCCUCCACCCAGGAGCAGACGGACCAGUCUGCCCAGUCCGCCCACCUCAUGACCCUGGGACUCUGUCGGAUCUCCUCCGUCAGGCCUCCUCCCGCCGACGGCCGAGAGGCUCCGCCCUCCGGCCGGCUGCCGUGUCCCCUCUGUCCCCUGACGCUCCCGUCAGAACGGCUGCUGGACGUCCACGUCCGGUCGCACCGAGCCGCCGGCGGCUUCGGCUGCAGCCGCUGCGGCCGGACGGCCGACAGCUGGGAGGCGCUGGAGCCGCACUGCAGGAGGCGCUGCAGGAGAGGAAGGAGGAGGAAGAGGAGGAGCGGCAGGACGGGUGGAGGAUCUUCGGCUGAUUGGCCUUCAGACAGGUGGAGGGCCCGGCUGACCGCACCACAAGACCCAAAGAGGGCGGAGCUUCCUGACAGCAGACCUUCUCCUAUUGGUCGACCUCUGAAUCUCCCCGGGCCAACAGCCAAUCAGAAAGCAGCAUGUGAUCCGAGCAGCUCUGUUCCCAGUCUGACCAGUUUGUCCCAGUCUGGUUCGUCCCAGGUUGACUCACCAAUCAGGAACCAGGAGCAGGCGGGCCUCACCUGCUCUCUGUGCCACAGGAAGUUCUCCUCUAAGCUGACUCUGAGACGUCACCUGGGCGUCCACGGAGCCGAGAAACCCUUCACCUGUCCUCACUGUCCCUACAGCAGCAGGCUGAAGGCCUCGCUGAGGCAACACCUGAGGACUCACACAGGUGAGAAGCCGUUCAGGUGUGCUGAGUGUCCGUACGCCUCCAUCGACCGCAGCUCCCUGCUCAGACACAGCAGGACUCACAGCCAGGUGAAGCCGUACCGCUGCCAGCUCUGUAGCUACAGCAGCAUCCAGAAGAAGAGCCUGGACCUCCACGCUCGCCGCCAUCACACAGGUGAGGUGUUUCCAUGCCAACAGUGCGAGUACUCCAGCCCGGACCGCCAGCUGCUGCUGAAACACACGCGAAGACGCCACGCCCCCUCCCUGCUCCCUGCAAUCUGAUUGGACCGAUACCUCCCCAGGUGCUGCUCGCAUGUUUACCUGCAGGAAUUAUUGGACAUGAAAAAAAGUUCUUUUAUCAAGCCAAGAUUUGUAACUUCUGAAAACACCUGGGACACCUGGAACACACCUGGAAAACACCUGGGACACCUGGAACAUACCUGGAACACACCUGGAACAUACCUGGGACACACCUGGAAAACGCCUGGAACACACCUGGAACACACCUGGGAGACCUGGGGAGGUUUGCAUCAGAGUUCCAGGUGAGCAGGAAGAGGACCUGCCCACCUGGGCAUCGGAGCAGAAGAGUUGAGAAACGGCAGCAUUAGCUACAGAGGACCCUGAUGACAUCAUCAUGGUCACAUGACCCCCGGGCAGCACUGCACCAGGUCAACGUGAGCCUCACCUGUCAGCAGCUGGCGUGUGUCUCAGCACACCUGGACGUGGAGACAAAGGUUUGGGUCGCUGUGUCUUUCAGGAUGCGCCCUGUAGGGGGAGCUAGAGCUCCGUUAGCCGCCUGGCUAACACUUUAUGUGACAGGCUGCAUUAGACUGACCAACACCAUCAUGUCAGUCUAAUGCAGCC